Messenger RNA from Lactuca virosa, 3746 nucleotides. The record is from the annotation of a GenBank genome assembly. Lineage: Eukaryota; Viridiplantae; Streptophyta; Magnoliopsida; Asterales; Asteraceae.
CCAAAACAUCUCUCUCUUCUCUUGUCUUUCCUUUUUUUUUUUUCUCUCUCGUACACACAAACACGCAUAUUCAUAGAUGGAAGGUGAAUCAGUGGUGUCAAUGGUUCAAAUUUUGCUUUUUGGUGGAGAGAAGAACCUGAUGCCUCUUUUUGAUGUGUGAGUGGGUGGUGCUGCUGCUGUUCUAACCUUCUCCAAUUUGGGUUUCAGUCUUGUUCUUCUUGUUCUUCUCUCUUUUUUCCCUUUGUAUUCUCUCUCGUUUUCCCAACUGACCCAUAAACAAAAAGCUCAUAAAGAUAAGGGUUUGCUCUAAGCUUGGAGUUAUCUGAUGACUAUCUCUCACCACGCAUGUUUUUAGUCAGAUAAGUGGGGUUGUGUAUUUGAAAUUCUAGUGAGAGAAAAUUAGCUAGCUAGAGAGAGAGGGGAAGGGGUACUAGUGUCUUGUUAUAUAUGCUGAAGGCCAAGUGUAAAGUUGCAGUUGUUGAGAAGGAGAGUUCUUGUGACUGUUUAGACAGCACAAGAAGACAUAAGAUUAUUAGCAGCAGAUGAUAUCCAUUGAUGAUCAUCCACCACCAGAUCCCUCAUCAUCGCAUCAUCAUCAUCAACAACAAAACCAUAUCUCUCAUGAUCUCAAGCUUUCUGAUAUAGAUCUGAAGUUUCUAGAUGCUGAUCUUGAUGACACCAACGACAACCAUCUCCCAAAUUUCUCUAUAAGGGAUUAUGUCUUCGGUUUAAGGAGCAAAGAUGUCGCCUGUAAUUGGCCUUUCUCUCCCACAAGUUUGCAACUUUGCUUGAAACAUGGAGUCAAGAAUUUGUUGCCACCUUUCCAGCCCCUUGAUUUACUGAGAGAUAACUCAUCUGUUAGCCGAUGCAAUCUUGAAGAUCCUUUACACGAUGAAGAAACCAUAAUCAGUUUUCAUGAGAAGCCCAGAAAUGAUGAUCAAUUCAUAUCCAAAGGCGAACAACCAUCUGGGUUUGUAACUGUAAGUACAAAUUCAAGCUGUUCCAAACGACACAACAACCAAGAACACUUGAUUCGCACAAAGUCAAAGGAGAAACCACCUGCUUCUUCGCAUCACACCGAAAACAUCAAAAAAAGUAGAUUGGUAAUGAAAUUUAAUCCUGGUGUCGAACCAGUUGAAGAGAUUUCCAUGGGUUCCAAAAUUUGCCCAGUUUGCAAAAUUUUCUCAUCAUCUUCAAACACCACCUUAAAUGCUCAUAUCGAUCAGUGUCUAACUGGUGAAGGGACUAUGAAGUGGACCGAUAACCCCAAGCUCCUCACUGUACAAUCGAAGAACUCGAUAAAAGAAACGGAACAAGCUGGGCUACAAAUUCGAGUUUUCCUGCUCAAGAAUUUCAAUUUCAAGAGGAAGAAGAAGAAGCAGAAGAAGAAGAAGAAGAAGAAAGAAGAAGAAGAAGAAGAAGAAGAAGAAGAGAAACAAGAGCAAAGCCCAAGAACAACUACCAUUAAUCAUGAAGUUGUUGAUAAUGAAGGCGAUGUUUAUAUCGAUACCGAUGGCACAAAAGUUCGGAUCUUAUCGGUUCCAAAAUCUGGUUCUUUGGAGAAUAAUCAUGGAAAUCGGAAGUUAUUGAAAGGAGUAAAAGGGAGUAAACUUGUCAUAGGUACUAAGAAGAAAUUCAAAAGCAAUCUUCAUAAGCAGAAACAUCACAAGAAGUAUCUGAAACUUAUCCCUAAUGCCAGAAAAGUUUGCUCAUCAAAGCCGCAGGCGAGAAAUGAUGAAGAAGAAGAUGCUGCCAUAGCUGAAAAUUGCAGAAAAGAUGAACCACCCAGAAAGCCUGUGAAUGAUCCGGUGGAUGAUUUGGCUAUUGUAAGGCCACCAUGGGCGUGCUCUAAGAGAACAAAUCUUGUAAAGAAACUCACUGGGAAACGGAAGCAUAGGAAGAACUUGCGCAUUGAAAGUGAUAAGUCUUCUUCACGAUGUGAUUUGGGAUAUCCUCCGCUUUCGUCUGAUGACGUGGCACUGUUACAAAGUAGGAAAAAAACGAGAACUUCCUCACCAUUAAUGGCGGAGUUCAGAAAAGAAAGCACCCGUAUGCAUGAAGACAACGAGGGUUCUCCAGAUUCUUCAAGUCCAUCUCACAAUUCUGAUAGAGCCGAUAAAAGAUCAAAGGGUAGAAAGUUUUUGAGGAAGAAUCUAUCGUUCCCAGUAGCUAAACUUAAUUUAAAAAGGAAAUCUUCUUCUUUUAAUGGAACAUUUCAAGAUUCAUCGAAAGAGAAUUCUCUUUCUAGAAAUGAAGAACACGUGGCUGCUGUAAGAAACAAUGAAGAGACAAGAUCAAGAUCCGUUACUUCAAAGACUUCAAAUGAAGAAUCUUCUGUUGGGGUUGAAACUGCUGACGUGGAUGCAUUUCAUGAUAUUCAAUCUGUUAGAAACGAGACGUUGCUAUCGAAUCUUGAACAAGUUUGUGUUGUUCCACCUCCAAAUUUCACGGGUUUGAGCAACUCGUUCGAUCCAGACUUUUCAAAAUGCGUUGAGAUGUAUCAAGAACAGCUAUUAUGUUCGACUAAUCGUGCUCCAGAUGUUGAAAAACACGAUUUUUUCUUUCAUGAAGAUGAACCGAUACCGAUUCCCGGACCACCCGGAUCGUUCUUGCCGCCAAGCCCUGGCGGAGAUGUAGUUUCUGAAGAACAGGUUCAGGCAAAUUCGUCAUCCACCACCACCACAAGAGUUCCAUCAAGUGAUCAAAACCAUCAUCAUGAUACAAUGGAUCGAGAUUCCAUGUCUAAUUCUCCAGUUUCAACUGUUUCUAAUCCCAGUUUAGCAAGAUCAGAUUCAAGAUCUACUUCUGUCGCACCAGAUGAUACAAAAUAUUUUCCGACCAGUUUCAAGAACGAUCAUCAUCAGCCUUGCUGUUGCUCGAGAAAAGACGGUGCUUUUUCAUAUAAUCAAGAAUUAUCAAUUGUAAGGAGACAAACGAUGGAAUCAAAUAAGAGUAGUAGUGCUCCAGGUGUUAAUUUCAACUUCAGAUCUGACACGUUUCCACUAAGCAACUACUCGACUUCCCAAGCACCUGAAACUGCAAUCUUUCCUUUACCUACCAUGAAAAAAUUACCAAUUUACGGUGAUAAUGAUUCGGUUGCUAGCCCUUCGAAACCUGUUCUUAGGUUAAUGGGAAAAAACUUAACCGUGGUUAAAACAGACGAAGAUGUAUUACCAUCACCAUCUUCACAGCCAUUUAGACCACCGCAGGGAAGUCAACAACACCAUCCUCAGCCACCGGUUAUCUUUACCCAGUUCCAAAAUGGCUCUGAGUCUCAACGUUUCAAUGUGUAUCCACAUCCACAGAUGAACAUGAGAAGUACUACUCAUGGUGGUUUCAUGGCAUCUGUGGAUCGAUAUGGCUAUGGUGGUCAUUACCUGGGGCACACUGCAGUGCCCCAUGCAAGGUCCCACUCCCACCAUGGCCAUAACAGUAAGGAGAUCAUCAUAAUUGAUGAUCUACCUGAAAAUGAAUUGGAUGAUUCUAUGCGAAACGAUAUCUUGAGAAGAAACCACGGGCAGAUGAAUCCGUUAUACUCGAUGUACCAGGCACAAAGUUCCGGUCAUCUGUACAGUAGUGGUGGUGGUGGUUCAAUGGUGUUUCAUGGUGGCAGUUUCAAUGGAGAUCUUGGCAAGUGGAAUGUAGGAUCAUCAUCAUCACCAUCGCGUUCAACAUCUCGUAUGCGAUCUUCAACAUCAUACUAUCCUCCUAGUUAUCCAUAAUGGAACAAUGCUUACAAGAUGAGU